Molecule: messenger RNA, 1928 nt
Organism: Haplochromis burtoni (Burton's mouthbrooder)
Lineage: Eukaryota; Metazoa; Chordata; Actinopteri; Cichliformes; Cichlidae
Gene: rs1a
Product: retinoschisin 1a
Exons: 6
Coding region: 214-942 (242 amino acids)
Source: RefSeq, a predicted model, not a curated record
GGGUGCGCUGGUGUCUUCUUUUUUUUUAAUGCAGGAUUUUUUGACCUCUGUGGCCGCAUGGAGAUUUUCCAGGUAUGAUGGCAUUAAUGGUGAUGGGUGAAUAGCUGGAGGAGGAGCUUUGUUAGAUAAGGAUGGCAUUAGAUAAGGCCAUUAGUGUCCCGUGGAUUAUUGUAAUCCAGCCUUCCUAUCACUACUAGCUUGAAUGCUCAGUCUAUGGUCAGUCUGGUCUGGUUUGGAGCGGGUUGGAAGAUGGCUCUCAUCAUACAACAUUUCCUGCUGGGCCUCCUUCUCCUGGGAACAAACGUGUUCAUCGGUAUUUAUGCUCAGGAGAACCCUGGGGCGUGGACUAACAAGUCCUGCAAAUGUGAUUGUGAUGGAGGCGAAUCGCAGACGGAGGUUUACUCCAUUGGGUCUGGCUCAUCUUUGGUGCGAGGAGUGGACUGCAUGCCGGAGUGUCCCUACCACAGACCUCUUGGCUUUGAGGCUGGAUCAGUGAGUCAAGAACAGAUUACCUGCUCCAACCAGGACCAGUACACUGGCUGGUUCUCCUCAUGGGUACCGAGUAAGGCGCGACUCAACAGCCAGGGCUUUGGCUGCGCCUGGCUGUCUAAGUUCCAGGACAGCAGUCAGUGGCUGCAGAUUGACUUAAGGGAAGUGACGGUGGUGUCAGGGAUUCUCACUCAGGGCCGCUGUGAUGCCGAUGAGUGGAUUACCAAGUACAGUGUUCAGUACAGAACAGAUGAGAAGCUCAACUGGAUCUAUUACAAAGACCAGACUGGAAACAACAGGGUGUUUUAUGGGAACUCUGACCGGUCCUCGUCUGUGCAGAACCUUCUGCGGCCGCCCAUCGUUGCUCGCUACAUUCGCAUCCUCCCUCUGGGAUGGCACACACGCAUUGCUCUGCGCCUGGAGCUGCUGCUCUGCAUGAACAAAUGCAUGUAAACCCCCCCACUUCCCCCCAACCCCUUUAAAAAAUACAAACAAAACAGCUAAAACACACUUACAUAAAUGCAUUAAACCAGGUUUGUUUGAUAUGUACAAUGAGCUCUCAUUCACUCCACUCUGCAUUGUCUGUAUUAAACCAGUCUCACUUCAAUUUGGGGAGUUCUCAAUAGAUUGCUCCAUUUGCAAUGAAACGGCAUAAACUGAAAGCAGUAAUUAGGCAUGGAGAGGGAGAGGUAGCGUUGCUAUGGCGGUUGAAUCUGCGCUCAUGUUAGAAAUCCAAAUCGUUCUGUGAUAGGUCAAUAAAAUUCUGUCUGCUUCUCCUGAUAAUCUGAGCGUAGCUGGGAAUUUACACAGUAAGUCUCCCCUCCUUAUUUACCUUAAUGAAUCGGUGUGGUAGUAGUCUGCAUUUUUCAUAUUUUCAGCAAAUCCCAUGAAAAGACCGAAAACAACAACAAGGUCAUCCUAAUUACAAUUACUGUUUGCAUUUACAGCAUUUUUUUAAAUUCAUAUUUUCUUUAUUUAAUUUUGAAUGUUUGUUUUGCUUUUUUACAUUUCUAAUUAAUUAUUUGUCCAAAUAUAAUAUAUAGUAAACAGUCAUAUAUACAUAAUUUAUCAUCUGGUAGGUCAAAUUAGAACAAAUGCAUAUUAUUCUGCAGCUUAAACACCAGUUACCACCAGAUGUUGUGCACAGCUGUUAGAUAAUCAGAUAGGUGUAACAGACUGCUGUCUUUAGUCUUUUCAAUGAAUUUGUUAAUAUGGAUUUUUUUUUUGGUCUUAUUGCCUCAUUUGAGUUACUGUUUUCUUGUUUGAUUUUUUUGUUGUUGUUUGGUGCUGUUGUUAAAAAUUCCUGAUUGCUUUAAUGUUAUAUUUGAAUUUCCCAUUACACUUAGGAAUACAUUGCAGAGCUGAAUUGCUCUGAAGAUGUUCUCUUUAUUGUAUUUUUAAACCAUGUCCUUGAAUAAACAAAUAUGUGUCUGUUUUUA